Molecule: messenger RNA, 810 nt
Organism: Nerophis lumbriciformis (worm pipefish)
Lineage: Eukaryota; Metazoa; Chordata; Actinopteri; Syngnathiformes; Syngnathidae
Source: RefSeq, a predicted model, not a curated record
AUGCUGGAGACACUGGGCUUCCUCUUGCUUCAUGUAGCAUUGGUACUUGGUUGUGGCAGACCUGCAGUUCAGCCGGAUACAAAUCGGGUGGUCAAUGGGGAGGAUGCUCGACCUCACAGCUGGCCCUGGCAGAUCUCCCUGCAAGUCAAGCACGGCAGUCGCUACCACCACACGUGCGGAGGAACCUUGGUGGCACCUCGUUGGGUGUUAACCGCUGGGCACUGUAUCUGGCCUGGAGACAAUUACCGUGUUGUGCUAGGAGAACACGACAUGACCCAGCAGGAAGGUACAGAGCAGAUCCGUGAGAUCCUACGCAUCGUCGUUCACCCCAAAUGGGACAUCGAUCAUGUAUCCGACGGGAAUGACCUGGCACUGCUGAAGUUGGAUAAGAGUCCCAUCAUGUCUGACAGCAUCAGCCCUGCUUGUCUGCCAGUGGCCGGAGAAAUCCCCGCCCACGGAGCGGUGUGCUAUAUCACCGGUUGGGGUAACCUUUACAGCCACGGUCCGAUGCCGAACAAGCUGCAACAGGCAUUGCUGCCUGUAGUGCAGCACAGCGUCUGCAAACAAAGCGACUGGUGGGGGAUCAACGUCAAGACCACCAUGAUCUGUGCAGGCGGGGGUGCCGUUUCAGGGUGCAAUGGCGACUCCGGUGGCCCGCUAAACUGCCAGGGCGAAGACGGCCGCUGGUACGUGCAAGGCGUCACUAGCUUCGUGUCAUCGAGAGUGUGCAACGAAGCAAAGAAGCCCACCGUCUUUACGCGCACCUCCGCUUUCGCACAGUGGCUCAGCGAAGUAAUGCAGCGCUAUUAA